Arvicanthis niloticus (Nile rat) is the source of this 6049-nucleotide messenger RNA. RefSeq names its product laminin subunit alpha 4 (gene Lama4). Lineage: Eukaryota; Metazoa; Chordata; Mammalia; Rodentia; Muridae. The record is from RefSeq and is a predicted model, not a curated record. Gene Ontology annotation, molecular function: signaling receptor binding. Gene Ontology annotation, biological process: regulation of embryonic development; regulation of cell adhesion; regulation of cell migration.
UGGAAAGGGAGUGGUGAGAAUGAGUGUGGGAAGGAAGCCAGAGCCGCGCCGUCCUCGGUCCCAGCCGCCUAGGAGAGGAGGUGGCCAGGCGCGCUCACCCGGCUCAUGCCAGUCCCGCUCCGCUGCCUUUUGAUGCUCGCGGGGAGCUACGCUCCAUCCAUCUGUAGAUCCCAGAAUCUCAGGAGCGGCGGGAGACCGGAGACAAAGUAAGAGAAGUGGAUGGAAGCGAAAGACAAGCAAGAGAGAGAAAGAGAGAAGAGACCACGCUGCCUCUCACUCUCUCUUCUUUAAUACAACAACAAAGUUGCAACUUAGGCUCCUGGAUCUAAAUACUGCAGGCCCAGAGAAGACAAAACACCAGGCAUCGCUGCAUCUCUUGGCGGGGUACCCACCAAGACCCCCAGAUCUUUCGCUCCAGGAAGGGCCCUGUUGAAUAUCAGCAGAGAGAUGGCUUGGAGCACAGCCUGGUGCUCAGUCCUGGCCCUGGGGCUCCUCUGGAGUGCUGUCUGCGCCAACGCAGCGUCAGGGGACGGCAAUGCUUUUCCUUUUGACAUCGAGGGAAGCGCAGUGGUCGGCAGGCAAGAACCAUCGGAGACUAGCGACUCCCGCGUGACACUGGGACGCCUGCCUCCCGCUGCUGAGAGAUGUGAUGCUGGAUCCUUUCGCACAUUGUCAGGAGAAUGCUCACCCUGUGACUGUAAUGGCAAUUCCCAUGAGUGCUUGGAUGGCUCCGGAUUCUGUCUGAACUGCCAGCGGAACACAACAGGGGAACACUGUGAAAAAUGUCUGGAUGGCUAUAUUGGAGACUCCAUCAGAGGCGCACCUCGGUUCUGCCAGCCAUGCCCCUGUCCUUUGCCCCACCUGGCCAACUUUGCAGAAUCCUGCUACAGGAAAAACGGAGCUGUGCGGUGCAUUUGUAAAGAAAACUAUGCUGGGCCUAACUGUGAAAGAUGUGCUCCUGGUUACUAUGGAAACCCCUUACUCAUUGGAAGCACCUGUAAGAAAUGUGACUGCAGUGGAAAUUCAGAUCCCAACCUGAUCUUUGAAGACUGUGAUGAAAUCACUGGCCAGUGUAGAAACUGCUUACGAAAUACCACCGGGUUUAAGUGUGAACGCUGUGCUCCUGGCUACUAUGGAGAUGCCAGGACCGCCAAGAACUGUGCAGUGUGCAACUGUGGGGGCGGCCCAUGUGACAGCGUAACCGGGGAGUGCUUGGUAGAAGGAUUUGAACUCCCUACAGGCUGUGAUAAGUGCGUCUGGGACUUGACCGAUGACCUGCGAUUAGCAGCGCUCUCCAUGGAAGAGAGCAAAUCCGGGCUGCUGAGCGUGUCCUCAGGCGCUGCGGCACACAGACACGUGACCGACAUGAACUCUACCAUUCACCUCCUCAAAACAAGGCUGUCAGAAAGAGAAAAUCAAUAUACCCUAAGAAAGAUUCAGAUAAACAACUCGGAGAACACACUGAGAAGCCUCCUGUCUGAUGUGGAAGAACUGGAUGAGAAGGGAGGUCAAGCCUCGGGAAAGGGGACACUGGUUGAGAAGGAAAGCAUGGACACAAUUCACCAAGCAACUCAGCUUGUCGAGCAGACCCACAACAUGAGAGACAAAAUCCAAGAGAUCAACAGCAAGAUGCUUUUCUAUGGAGAGAAUCAGGAAUUUGGCCCCGAGGAAAUUGCCGAGAAGAUGGUGUUGGCCCAGAAAAUGCUGGAAGAGAUCCGAAGCCGGCAGCCAUUCCUCACCCAUCGGGAGCUUGUGGAUGAAGAGGCAGACGAGGCCCAGGAAUUGCUGAGCCAAGCUGAGACCUGGCAGCGGCUACACAAUGACACCCGCUCUUUAUUCCCCGUGGUGUUGGAGCAGCUGGAUGACUACAAUGCUAAGCUGUCCGACCUCCAGGAAUCCAUUAACCAGGCCCUUGACCACGUCAGGGAUGCAGAAGACAUGAAUAGAGCCAUCACUCCCAAGCAGCGGGAACAUGAGAAACAACACGAGCGAGUGAAGGAGCAGAUGGACGCCGUGGGCGCCUCUCUGAGCAUGUCUGCAGACUCUCUUACCAUACCCCGGCUCACACUUGACGAACUUGAUGAGAUAAUAAAGAAUGCAUCUGGAAUUUAUGCAGAAAUAGAUGGAGCCAAAAAUGAGCUGCAAGGAAAACUAUCCAACCUGAGUAACCUCAGUCAGGAUUUAGUCCAAGAAGCUAUGGACCACGCAUACAACCUUCAACAGGAAGCCAACGAGCUAAGCAGAAAUUUGCACAGCUCAGACAUGAAUGGGCUGGUGCAAAAGGCUUUGGAUGCGUCAAACGUCUACGAAAACAUCGCCAAUUACGUCAGUGAAGCCAACGAAACAGCAGAACUUGCUCUGAAUAUCACUGAUCGAAUUUAUGAUGCUGUGAGUGGGAUUGACACACAGAUCAUUUACCAUAAGGAUGAAAGCGACAACCUUCUCAACCAAGCUAGAGAGCUGCAAGCAAAGGCGGAUUCUAGCAAUGAUGAGGCUGUGUCUGACACCAGCAGGCGUGUGGGAGGAGCCUUGUGGAGGAAGGGUGCCCUCAGAGACAGACUGAACGAAGCUGUUAAGCAAUUACAGGCAGCAGAGAGAGGGGACGCCCACCAGCGCCUGGGUCAGUCCAAGCUCAUCAUUGAGGAAGCUAACAAGACGACAAUGGCUGUCCAACAGGUCACCACACCGAUGGCUAACAACCUCAGCAACUGGUCACAGAACCUGCAGACUUUUGACUCUUCUGCAUAUAACACUGCAGUGGACUCUGCUCGGGACGCAGUGAGAAAUCUCACCGAGGUUGUCCCCCAGCUACUGGAUCAGCUUCGUACUGUGGAGCAGAAGCGGCCUGCAAGCAAUGUUUCUGCCAGCAUCCAGAGGAUCCGAGAGCUCAUUGCUCAGACCAGGAGUGUCGCGAGCAAGAUCCAAGUCUCCAUGAUGUUUGAUGGCCAGUCAGCUGUCGAAGUGCACCCCAAAGUCAGCGUGGAUGACCUGAAGGCUUUCACAUCCAUCAGUUUGUACAUGAAGCCUCCUCCAAAGCUGGCAGAGCCCACUGGGGCCUGGGUAGCCGAUCAGUUUGUCCUCUACCUCGGAAGCAAAAAUGCCAAAAAAGAGUACAUGGGUCUCGCAAUCAAAAAUGAUAACCUGGUCUAUGUUUACAAUUUGGGGACAAAAGAUGUGGAGAUUCUCCUGGAUUCCAAGCCUGUGAGCUCCUGGCCUGCUUAUUUUAGUAUUGUCAAGAUUGAGAGGGUAGGGAAACAUGGAAAGGUAUUCUUGACAGUCCCCAGUCUCAGUAGCACAGCAGAAGAAAAGUUUAUUAAGAAGGGGGAGUUUGCAGGAGAUGACUCCUUGCUGGAUCUGACCCCUGAGGACACUGUGUUUUACGUUGGUGGGGUGCCCUCGAACUUCAAGCUCCCUGCCAGCUUAAACCUGCCCAGCUACUCAGGCUGCCUGGAGCUGGCCACUCUGAAUAAUGAUGUGAUCAGUCUGUACAACUUCAAGCACAUCUACAAUAUGGAUCCAUCCAAAUCAGUGCCCUGUGCCAGGGAUAAACUGGCUUUCACUCAGAGUAGGGCUGCCAGCUACUUCUUCGAUGGCUCCAGUUAUGCAGUGGUGAGGGACAUCACGAGGAGAGGGAAAUUUGGUCAGGUGACUCGCUUUGACAUAGAAAUCCGAACACCAGCUGACAACGGCCUCGUGCUCCUAAUGGUCAAUGGAAGUAUGUUUUUCAGCCUGGAAAUGCGCAAUGGCUACCUACAUGUGUUCUAUGACUUUGGAUUCAGCAAAGGCCCCAUGCAUCUUGAAGACACAUUGAAAAAAGCCCAGAUUAAUGAUGCAAAAUAUCACGAGAUCUCAAUCAUUUACCACAAUGACAAGAAAAUGAUUUUGGUGGUGGACAGACGACAUGUUAAGAGCACAGACAAUGAGAAGAAGAAGAUACCUUUCACAGACAUCUACAUCGGAGGUGCACCCCAAGAAGUCUUACAGUCCAGGACCCUAAGAGCACAUCUUCCCCUAGAUGUCAACUUUAGGGGAUGCAUGAAGGGCUUCCAGUUCCAAAAGAAAGAUUUCAAUUUACUGGAGCAGACAGAAACCCUCGGAGUUGGCUAUGGGUGCCCAGAGGACUCUCUGAUAUCUCGCAGAGCAUAUUUCAAUGGGCAGAGUUUUAUUGCUUCAACUCAGAAAAUAUCUUUCUUUGAUGGCUUCGAAGGAGGCUUCAAUUUCCGAACGUUACAGCCAAAUGGGUUACUAUUCUACUAUGCUUCAGGGUCCGACGUGUUUUCCAUUUCACUGGACAACGGCACUGUCGUCAUGGAUGUAAAGGGCAUCAAGGUUAAGUCAGCAGACAAGCAGUACCAUGAUGGGCUGUCCCACUUCGUUGUCACCUCCAUCUCAGCCACAAGAUAUGAACUGGUAGUAGACAAAAGCCGACUUGGGAGCAAGAAUCCUACAAAAGAGAAGGCAGAGCAGACUCAGACAACUGAGAAGAAGUUCUACUUCGGUGGCUCACCCAUUAGUCCUCAGUAUGCUAAUUUCACUGGAUGUAUAAGCAAUGCCUACUUUACCAGGCUGGAUAGAGAUGUGGAGGUUGAAGAUUUCCAGCGGUAUUCUGAAAAGGUCCACACUUCACUCCAUGAGUGUCCGAUUGAGUCAUCACCUCUGUUUCUCCUUCACAAAAAAGGAAAGAAUUCCUCAAAGCCUAAAACAAACAAACAGGGAGAGAAAAGUAAGGAUGCACCUUCGUGGGAUCCUAUUGGCCUGAAGUUUCCAGAACAGAAAGCUCCAAGAGACUCCCACUGCCACCUCUCCAGCAGCCCCAGAGCAAUAGAGCACGCCUAUCAAUAUGGCGGCACCGCCAACAGCCGUCAAGAGUUUGAACACGUGCAAGGAGAUUUUGGUGAAAAAUCCCAGUUUGCCAUUCGCCUGAAGACCCGUUCCUCACAUGGGAUGAUUUUCUAUGUCUCAGACCAAGAAGAGAAUGAUUUCAUGACCCUGUUCUUGGCCCAUGGUCGCUUGGUCUUUAUGUUUAAUGUUGGCCACAAAAAACUGAAGAUUAGAAGCCAGGAGAAAUACAAUGAUGGAUUGUGGCAUGAUGUGAUAUUUAUUCGGGAAAAGAGCGGUGGUCGACUGGUCAUUGACGGUCUACGAGUCCUAGAAGAAAGGCUUCCCCCUAGUGGCGCUGCCUGGAAAAUCAAGGGUCCCAUUUAUCUGGGAGGAGUGGCUCCUGGAAGGGCUGUGAAAAAUGUCCAGAUUAACUCCGUCUACAGUUUCAGUGGCUGCCUUGGCAAUCUCCAGCUCAACGGCGCCUCCAUCGACUCCGCUUCUCAAACGUUUAGUGUGACGCCUUGCUUUGAAGGGCCAAUGGAAACGGGGACUUACUUUUCCACGGAAGGCGGCUAUGUGGUGCUAGAUGAGUCUUUCAACAUUGGGUUAAAGUUUGAAAUUGCGUUUGAAGUCCGUCCCCGGAGCAGUUCUGGAACCCUUGUCCAUGGCCACAGUGUCAACGGGGAAUACCUGAAUGUGCACAUGAGAAACGGACAGGUCAUAGUGAAAGUCAACAAUGGGGUCAGAGACUUUUCUACCUCAGUAAUUCCCAAGCAGAAUCUCUGUGAUGGCAGAUGGCACAGAAUUACAGUCAUUAGAGAUUCAAACGUGGUUCAGUUGGAUGUAGAUUCGGAAGUGAACCAUGUAGUUGGACCAUUGAAUCCAAAGCCAGUUGAUCACAGGGAGCCUGUGUUUGUUGGAGGUGUUCCAGAGUCUUUACUGACGCCACGUUUGGCUCCCAGCAAACCCUUCACAGGCUGCAUCCGCCACUUUGUCAUUGAUGGGCGCCCGGUGAGCUUCAGUAAGGCAGCUCUGGUCAGUGGUGCUGUGAGCAUCAACUCCUGUCCCACAGCCUGACAGCUGCAAGGCUGCUGAAGAGAGUUCUGUCUAGCACUGAAAUAAACACAGAAGUGGGGGGCGGGCUUGGGGGACUGGAACUCCCCCUCCCUACAGAAGCUCUCACCUGGUUGAAGGGGAUUUCAAUAAAUCAGAGCCCUGCUGCUUCCUA